Molecule: messenger RNA, 1848 nt
Organism: Sarcophilus harrisii (Tasmanian devil)
Lineage: Eukaryota; Metazoa; Chordata; Mammalia; Dasyuromorphia; Dasyuridae
Gene: RNF222
Product: ring finger protein 222
Exons: 1
Coding region: 23-658 (211 amino acids)
Source: RefSeq, a predicted model, not a curated record
CUUAUAUAUUGCUGGAGCUGCCAUGUCAGAAGGAGAGAGCAAGGAGAGUGUGGGCAGUGAGUGUCCUGUGUGCUAUGAGAAGUUCCGGGACCUUGAAGGAGCCAGCCGAACCCUGAGCUGUGGCCACGUCUUCUGCCAUGACUGCCUCGUCAAGUACCUACUUUCAUGCAAAGUGGAUGGGCAGAUUCAAAGGACCAUCAUCUGUCCUAUCUGCCGCUAUGUCACCUUCCUCAGUAAAAAGAGCUCCCGCUGGCCCUCUCUGUCAUCAGAGAAGAACCUCCAGACCUUGGUGGUCCCCAUGGGCCUGGACAACCUGCCUUUGGGACACACAAACCCUCUAACCAUUCCCCACCCUCUCUGGGUUUCUUCCCAAGGUCAGACCAACCAAAGUCCAUUUCCCAGAGACCUGCUGCCUGGCCUUGUCCAAGAGCCCCAGAUCUUUAUCAUCAGUUCCCACGGAAUGCCCCUCAGGGAGGAGGACAGUGUCCUGCCGAGGCAGAGCCUAGCUAACCUCUCUGAAGUGUCCCCAGCACGAAGAAGCUCUCUCUGCUCACGCUGCUGUCAUUCUCGAGUAAUGCUGCUGAUAGCUCUCAUUACAGUAGUGGCUGUAAUAGCUACUAUCCUGCCCUGGAUCCUAUUGGUGAGGAAGGAGGCAUGACUUUGUCUAGGGAUGCAUCCCCAUUAAAAAGAAGUCCCAGAAGCUGAGAAGCUUCUGGGCCAAGGAGAAACACAGGGAGCACAGCCCCACAUGAUCACAGACAUUUUCAGCAUUAGCAAGGAAAGGAAAGAUGUCUUGAGGGACCCUGACACUAAAAACUUUGCUGAUUCUAACUAAGCAAGUCACUCAGAAUUCUCAGGCAGGGCUGGCUGACCUAGGAGAUGAGAGCAUAAUUCUGCUACAAAAUUAUGAAAAGUGAUGGGUUUUUUCCUACCAGCUAGCUCAGGAAGGAGUCAGCUCAAGAGAAGUUAAAGGCAAGAUAAAGUGCAUCUUCUUAUUACUUACUCAGUCUCAAAGUCCAAUCGGGAGAUGGAGAUUCUGGAGGCUGGAACUGGGACUUGAAGGGUUGAUCCUGAAAGGUUAGUAUGUCAAAGUAACCCCAGAUAUCUACUGGGAAACUUGUGCUUGAAUGAAGAUCAGCUAAUAACCAAGGUCCCCUUCCCUCCAGUCCCAGUUCAGAGCAAUACUCAUAAGGAGGAAGGAUCCCUACCUACCUGACCAAGGAGCAGAAGAUGCCAAUUCAUAGACAGCCUCAGUACUUGGGGGUCUGAUAGCCUUCACUUCUACCACAUGGCCCCAAAGAAAUGAUGGCCCUUAGGGAGGCAUCUUAGUAAGCCAGAUAAAAGGGGGAUCUCUAAAAAAGGCCUUUCCUUCCUUUCCUUUUCAGGCAGAAUUGAAUCCAGAGGAAAGCAGAGAGUAUUGAGGCUGCUUCUACCCUCUUCUUGAAAGAUCCUGAACCCUUUUCAUUCCCUCCAGGGAAGGCUCUAUUGCUCACUGAUUUAGCAUGAGGUCAGAAAAAAGCCUCACUGAUGAAAAGAAGUUCUAUCUUGCCAAAAAGGCAUUCAGCUGGAGAGAAAUUGGGUCAUGGUUAGGAGGCCUAAAGAUGUUUUCCCCAAAUCAUCCCAUACUUCCUAAAUCUGGCUAAAGUUGUUAUGUAAAAAGGGAGGCUGAAUAGGGUACAUACAUACAGUUCACUGACCUCUCAAAAAUGAAGUAAUUGGAUCAAGGAGUUUAACACUGUCUAUGGUGGAUCCAGGAAUUGAGGUCUUACAACAUCCUCUGUUGACUAGAAACUAAUAAAUAAAUAAUAAUUAUUAUUAUUAUCAUGGAUGUAAUACUUUAAAGUUUAC